AUGCCCGACCAUGCCGACGUCAGCCUCCCGCCAGAGGAGCGAGUCCGAAGACUGAUCCAGAUGGGAAGCACUGUGGAGGUGAACGAGGAUGUCCCACCGCGACGCUACUACCGCUCCGGAGUGGAAAUCCUCCGCAUGGCGACCAUUUACUCGGAGGAAGGCAAUAUUGAGCAUGCCUUUAUUUUAUACAACAAAUACAUCACGCUCUUCAUUGAGAAGCUGCCACAGCACCGUGAUUACAAAACUGCUGUCAUACCCGAAAAGAGGGAGACAAUGAAA
Messenger RNA from Phaethon lepturus (White-tailed tropicbird), 279 nucleotides. RefSeq names its product STAM-binding protein-like. The annotation marks the transcript as partial. The transcript has 2 exons. NCBI's taxonomy places the organism in Eukaryota, Metazoa, Chordata, Aves, Phaethontiformes, Phaethontidae. Gene Ontology annotation, molecular function: K63-linked deubiquitinase activity. Gene Ontology annotation, cellular component: endosome; cleavage furrow. Gene Ontology annotation, biological process: protein K63-linked deubiquitination. The record is from RefSeq and is a predicted model, not a curated record.